AGGAGAAGCCCACGAGGCGUUUCUCGGGCCCGGAGGCACCAAUCCCGAGCGAGGAGGGCUCGCCUCCCCUCCUCCAAGCUACAUAAGCGACCCUCCCGACGCGCGGGGAACCUCAGCGGGCGAGAGUGCCAAACUUUGCGCGGAGCGCCAGGGCGCCCCCUUCCGCGCGCGCCGAGGCUCAUGCAGAGCGCCCAGCCGCGCCUGUCCCCCCGCGCUCGCCCGCCGCGGCUGCCGCUGCCCGCGGAUGGGGGCGGCGGGGCUGGCGGCGGCAGCGUCGCCCCCCGUUCCAAGCAGUUGACUUCGUUUCUCAUCCAGGACAUUCUGCGCCGGAGCGACGCGGGGGAGGCUUCCAGCGCGGAGCCGAGGGCAGAAAAGGCGUCGCGGCCGCAUCGCCCAGACGGAGCGUCUCUCAGGGAGGCCACCCCGAGCGAUCUCCUCCCUCUGGGGGCCCCCCGAGCCUCCGAGACGGAUGCCACAGAUCCACCUGCAGAAGUCUGUCGGCCGAACUGUGAGCACUCCUCCAAAUCCUUCCUGAGAGCCCCGAAACAGCUGAAGCGUUCCCGGGCAGCCUUCUCCCACACCCAGGUCAUUGAGCUGGAAAGGAAGUUCAGUCACCAGAAAUACCUCUCUGCUCCCGAACGAGCCCACCUCGCCAGGAACCUGAAACUCACCGAAACCCAAGUGAAGAUCUGGUUCCAGAACAGAAGAUACAAGACCAAGAGGAAGCAGCUGGCCUCCGAACUUGGAGGACUUGAGAAGAACUCGCCUCUCCCAGCCUUCAGAGAAAACCAUUUCUCUAGGGCUACGCUAGCACUUUCUGUAUACCACAGCUAUCAGUAUAAUCCAUAUUUAUGUUAUCUGAAUGGAUGGAGCCCGGUCUUUUGGUAACUAAUGCAGUGGGUGACCCACGUCUCUCAGGGAUUUGCAUGUCUUCGUCCAUUGCCACGCCCCACUAGAUUUGCUACCCUGGAAUCAAUGGCCCAGGUAGACUUUGCAGAGAGAUUUGGUCAACCUGUUCCCUCCCCCACUUCCAGGGGCACUGCUGGGUGUCCUCUUCUCACUAUACACGCUGGGAGAUUAUCCAAAGAACAAAAUUAAUACAAUAAUGUAACUAUCUAUUUCCUCAGUGCCAGGCUAUAAUGUACACCCAUUAACACAGAGUGAAAGAAUUGCGGUAUCCUGAGAAACACAUUAAAACAUGAAAGCCCAAAGCACCACUUUUCAUAACAAGCUGACUGUUCUGGAGAUAGACAGUGCCAGAGAUGCCAGGUUUCAGCCCUAGUUAGUGAGUUAGGAAGGCCAGACAGCAUAGCAAUGAUCAGGUGUUUCAGACCUGGGACCUCCACCUUAAAUGCAAUUUGGCAUUUAAGGACCCACUUCCUUUUUAACUGAAGCGUCGUACAGUGAAUAUGCUUUUCUUGUGAGCCAUCUGAAAGAGUAACAUGAUGGCAGAUAAUGGGUUAGAAAAUUCUGGCUGGGUUCUCAUGUGGCACCCACUGACCAUGUAGUUGGUUUGGGCUCAACGUGGGGUUCAUGUGUAGGCAUUUUUCAGGCUAUAAGCUGCCCUCCCAUUGUGACAUUCAUUUCAUACAUAUACAAUCUGAGAUCCCAGAUGAUUGAAAUGGAUGCCACAAUGAAUGUAUAUUUUUAUUGAAACUUUAAAAAAAGAUUAAAAACCAAUACAAACUAAUAUAAAGUAAAGAAGAAAAAAGAAA
This is a messenger RNA of Candoia aspera, 1715 nucleotides long. RefSeq names its product NK3 homeobox 1 (gene NKX3-1). The record is from RefSeq and is a predicted model, not a curated record. Gene Ontology annotation, molecular function: DNA-binding transcription factor activity, RNA polymerase II-specific; RNA polymerase II cis-regulatory region sequence-specific DNA binding. Gene Ontology annotation, cellular component: nucleus. Gene Ontology annotation, biological process: regulation of transcription by RNA polymerase II; cell differentiation. The coding region runs from base 181 to 888 and encodes 235 amino acids. Lineage: Eukaryota; Metazoa; Chordata; Lepidosauria; Squamata; Candoiidae. The transcript is spliced from 2 exons.